AUGCCCGAUGUAGAUGGACUCCUCCAUAGUCCCGAUAAAUGGCCACGCGACUCCGAUCGACCCACGUCCAGGGUAGAACCUGGUACCUCUCCGCAAACAGACCCGCCUCACCCCAAGUACGAGCGCAGAAACUCGAAUACCGAGACGAGAAAUAUGCAGAAUGGAAGUCGAGCCCGGGCUGGGAGUAGUCGUGGUCGACGCGGGUCUGGCGAGGAUUUGAAAAGUGGCCACUUUCCAGGGUCGCCUGAUAAGACGUUCGGGUUUAUGUUUGAGCACUCUCAAGAGGGGGCGGCUGCUGGGUCAGACUCAGAGCCUCACACGAUGCAUCGUACUUCUUUUGUGGAUGUUCUUGAGAAUGCUGAGGCUACUGCUGAGCUCCAUCGAUGGGUUCGUGACCGGUCUCCUUCCAAAGACAAAGACCGCGACCGCGUCCUCAAGCUCUCACCAGACAAGAUACAGGAACUUAUGUCGUCUCCUCAAUCGAUUCCUUACCGCGCAGCUCGUUUGGACCAGGAUCAAGAGCAGAGCCGAAGAGUGGUAUCCGAUGGCCCCGCCUCAUUGCUCCCAUCGAUUGAGUCGGAUAUUCCCGCCUUCCCCCCGAGUGAACCAAAAUCCGCCGCGGCUGUGGAAGACAACUCUGCAACACAUCCCGUUAGGGACGGUUCGAAUAAGCUUGAGGGACUACAUGGCUUAGGCCUAACAUCACCUUCUACUCGGAACCGUCCGCAUAUAAGCCGCGCUGUAUCAACCCCCCAGUCUACACGCAAACAGACUUUACCAGGAAACAAUACCGAACGAAUCGCACAGACGUGGACAUCUCGGGCUAGACAGGAACGCCCUUCAGUUGGCCGUGAAGCUGAGCCAAAGAGCCUCAAAAGCCCCCCUCCGCCACCCGAGCCAACUUUGCCAUCUCCCCUACCUCAGAACAUUCCUCUACCUCCAGUCUCCAUCCCCACCUAUUUACAGCUGGAGCUUGCCUCCGGAAGUCCAUCUCCACUGUACAUCCAUCGAACUGCUAUGAGUGACUUCCCAUACGAAUCGGCGCGAGUCAAGUUGGAGCGACUGAUGAACUUUCUGGUGCUUCCCCCCGCAUUAGAGCAGGUGCUAUGGUUUGGCAUCCUGGCAUGUCUGGAUGCCUGGCUGCAUUCAUUCACGAUUCUACCUCUUCGUUUUAUCAAGGCGGUUUAUAUUCUGCUGGGGUCAUGGGCCCUGAAUUUGGCCGCCGAGGCUCAAUUCUUGGGCGAUUUUGUCAGAAAGGGGGUUGGACGAGUUUGGCGGCGACGAAACCGGAAGCCAUCCGUAUCAUCAAUGACAGAGACACCUCCAGUCGAUCGUAACAAUAAGCCCUCAAAACCAGCAGAACCGCGCCGGCGCUACCGUGCAGAUACUCACCGGCACCGAAGGCAGAGGUCAAUGCCGUCGGCCCUGCUCCCCGAUGACAAAGCUGACAUCCUCAAGGGGCUGUUGAUGGUUACUACCUGUACAAUCCUCAUGUAUUUUGAUGCUAGCCGUAUGUAUCAUUGGAUUCGCGGUCAAGCAGCCAUCAAGUUAUAUGUCAUCUACAAUGUUUUGGAAGUCAGCGACCGUCUUUUUGCUGCCAUUGGCCAAGAUGUUCUUGAGUGCCUAUUCUCUCGCGAGGCGCUCGAACGUCGGCCAGAUGGUCGAAGUAAGAUAUUUCGGCCGCUCGGACUCUUUUUUUUGGCACUGGCUUAUACAGUCGUCCAUUCCACCGCUCUUUUCUACCAAGUCAUGACACUGAAUGUGGCUGUCAACUCUUACUCCAAUGCUUUGAUCACUCUGCUACUCUCAAACCAGUUUGUAGAGAUCAAGUCAUCGGUGUUCAAGAAAUUUGAGAAGGAGAAUCUGUUCCAGCUCACUUGUGCAGACGUGGUUGAGCGGUUUCAGCUUUGGCUCAUGCUUACCAUCAUAGCCUCGCGGAAUAUGGUUGAAACUGGUGCAUUCCAGUUCGGGGGCAGCCUGCUCAGCACAAGUGCAGGUGGCGCGGACCCUGUAACAAAUAGCACACCUCUGUCAACACCUCCAAGGUCGUCGACCUCGAUCCUUCCCCAAGCCUUUACGCUUGUUCCAUCAUCUGUAAUGGCCUCCAUAAGUCACGUUAAUUCGUUUCUGCCGGCGCUGGCUCAGGUUCUUGGUCCUUUCCUGGUCGUUCUCGGCUCGGAAAUGUUUGUCGACUGGCUCAAGCAUGCAUACAUCAACAAAUUUAACAACACACGUCCAAAUAUUUACGGCCGAUUUUUGGAUAUUCUCGCCAAGGACUAUUAUACCAACGCCUUUGGUGACCAAAAUUUGACGCGCCGCCUCGGGCUACCGAUAAUCCCUCUUUCGUGCCUGUUCUUCCGUGUCUCGGUACAAACGUACCAUAUGUUCUUGGCUGCACUGCUUCCGCAAUCGCCACCGUUGUCACCUUCAUCCUCCAUUGCAGUAGAGACCACGUCUUUAGCAACAAUUCACAGUCAGUACGUACCGGCAGGCCCGGUACCCUCACCGCCACCAAUUACCUUAGGAAAUAUUUUGCCCGCAACAGCAGCCCAUGCAUCGGCAUGGUUUCGCCGAGCGCUUGCGAACGCAAUGCCAUCACCCGCCCAUUCCGUCUAUAUCUUCACCGUUGUAUUGGUUUUGACCGGCUUUGUCCUUCUGCUGAUACUGAAACUUCUCCUGGGCAUGCUUCUUCUUACAUACUCACGAUCCCGCUACAAGUCGAUGAAACAGCGGGAGGCGGAACACUCCGCGCCGGUAUCUUCCUCUACCACACCUAGCAUACCAGAAGGAAAUGGUGCACCACGUGCGCGCGGCUACGACGUAGAUGGCGCCCGACGGUUUGGCGGCUGGGGAACCGUAGAACUUAACGAAGAUCACCGGCGAUGGAUCUACGUUGACGAUCCAGACAGCCUACGCAAGUUGAAGGAGAAGGAAAGCCAGAAGGGGAAGAGCUCACGUGGAGAUGAGUUGCAUCUGGACCAUGUCCAGCGAUACGAGAUGGCCGCAAAGCGGAUAUGGUAA
Aspergillus puulaauensis is the source of this 3021-nucleotide messenger RNA. Its product is annotated as TAPT1 family protein. Gene Ontology annotation, biological process: maintenance of protein localization in endoplasmic reticulum. Gene Ontology annotation, cellular component: endoplasmic reticulum membrane. Bases 1 to 3021 code for a protein of 1006 amino acids. The transcript has a single exon. Lineage: Eukaryota; Fungi; Ascomycota; Eurotiomycetes; Eurotiales; Aspergillaceae. The record is from RefSeq and is a predicted model, not a curated record.